UGCACUUGCCUCUCCUCUCCUCAGCUCUCUCUCCUCCUCACUCCUCAGUGCUUUUCCUGUUUGUGCUCUCUUCAUUUUCUACUCUUUUGCUCGCUCUCUCUCUCUCCUUCUCUCUCCCUCUCUCUUGCUCUCUCUCUCUCUCUCUCUCUCUCUCUCCGUCUCUGCGCUCUGUUCUGCUGCUCAUCAUGCUGAUUGCGGUGGACUAGGCUGACAUGCCGCCAAUCACUUUCAGUGGGGACCUGCGUAGCCUCCUUCCUCAGCUCCCCCGCGUGGCUGGACUACCAUGAGCAAUUCUACUCCUUCCACAGCUAAUGGCAACGAUAGCAGAACGUUUAAAGGCAUCCGAUCCCCCUGUGGUCCCUCCCGUGUGCUUCACGUCCGUAAAGUCCCCAUCGAGGUGUCCGAGGCAGAGGUCAUCUCGCUAGGCGUCCCCUUCGGCAAAGUCACUAACCUGUUGAUGCUCAAAGGCAAAAACCAAGCUUUCAUAGAAAUGGCUUCCGAGGAGGCGGCCAUCACCAUGGUCAACUACUACACCGCCGCCACGCCCCAUGUACGCAACCAGCCUGUCUACAUCCAGUACUCCAACCACCGCGAGCUCAAGACAGACAACCUGCCCAACCAAGGGCGUGCACAGGCAGCCCUGCAGGCUGUCAACGCAAUGCAUUCUGGGAACAUGGGCCUGUCGGGCUCGGCCUCGUCCAGCGACGGAACCCUGAUGCCGGGUCAGAGCCCUGUGCUCCGCAUCAUCGUGGAGAACCUGUUCUACCCCGUCUCCCUGGAGGUGCUACAUCAGAUCUUCUCCAAGUUUGGCACAGUCCUGAAGAUCAUCACUUUCACCAAGAACAACCAGUUCCAGGCCUUGCUACAAUAUGCAGACCCAUUGAAUGCGCACCAUGCCAAAGUGACUUUGGAUGGGCAAAACAUCUACAAUGCCUGCUGUACACUGCGUGUGGAGUUCUCCAAGCUGGCCAGUCUGAAUGUGAAGUACAACAACGACAAGAGCCGCGACUUCACCCGCCUCGACCUGCCUUCUGGAGACGGGCAGCCCGCGCUGGACCCUGGCAUGACCGCUGCUUUCGGUUGGUGUGUAGGGGGCCCAGGGAUCAUCUCCUCUCCGUAUGCAGGAGCGGCUGGUUUCGCCCCUGCCAUCGGCUUCCCCCAAGCAGGCCUGUCCAUGCCAACGAUGCCAGGGGCACUAGGACCGCUCGCCAUCCCCUCGUCGGCUGUGGCCGGACGGAUGCCCAUCCACGGCAUGCCGCCAGGCGCCCUCCACUCCGUGCUGCUGGUGUCCAACCUCAACCCCGACAGUAUAUCACCUCACGGACUCUUCAUCCUGUUCGGGGUGUACGGGGAUGUUCACAGAGUCAAGAUCCUCUUCAACAAGAAGGAAAAUGCCUUAAUACAGAUGGCAGAUGCUACUCAGGCACAGCUUGCGAUGAGCCAUCUGAACGGCCAGCGUCUCUACGGCAAGGUGAUGCGGGUGACCAUCUCCAAGCACCAGACGGUGCAGCUGCCCCGGGAGGGCCAGGAGGACCAGGGCCUCACCAAGGACUUCAGCGGCAGCCCCCUGCACCGCUUCAAGAAGCCCGGCUCCAAGAACUUCCAGAACAUCUUCCCCCCCUCCGCCACGCUGCACCUCUCCAACAUCCCUCCGUCAAUCACAGAUGACAUCCUCAAAGACCUGUUUGGCGGCAGCGGCUACACAGUGAAGGCCUUCAAAUUUUUCCAGGCUCUUGUGAUCGGCAGGAAGGACCGCAAGAUGGCGCUGAUCCAGUUGGGCUCUGUGGAGGAGGCCAUCCAGGCCCUGAUCGACCUCCACAACCACGACCUGGGAGAGAACCACCACCUGCGGGUGUCCUUCUCCAAGUCCACCAUCUAGCGGCGGGCCUCCCCCUCUGUCCCCUUCUCCCCCCUCCUCUCUUCUCCUCUCCUCUCCUCUCCUCUCCUCUGCUCCUCCUCUCCGCUCCUGACGGAAAGCUCUGGAACCUCCAGGCGGGAUGAAGACGGAAAGACGACAAAGUCGAAAACGCAACAAAAUAUGACAAAAAAAAACAACAAAAACAAACAAAAACUGCAAACUAACGUUAUAAGGACAGGUUGAUCACAAUAAGAUAGCUUAGGUUUUUUUUGCAAAAAAAAAAAAAGAAAAAGAAAAGGUUUUGGAGAACAUCCAAAAACAGACUACUGCGAAGCCUCCAGAGACUUACUGGAGGGAUGUGCUUUUAAAUUACCAGCCCUUGUUUGAAGGGCAGGAUUUGGGUCCAGGGCCCCUGGAUGGGUGCAGAAGGGUCUGGGCAGUGUUGG
Sardina pilchardus (European sardine) is the source of this 2304-nucleotide messenger RNA. It is a transcript of the gene ptbp3, whose product is annotated as polypyrimidine tract binding protein 3. Gene Ontology annotation, molecular function: mRNA binding. Bases 284 to 1879 code for a protein of 531 amino acids. NCBI's taxonomy places the organism in Eukaryota, Metazoa, Chordata, Actinopteri, Clupeiformes, Clupeidae. The record is from RefSeq and is a predicted model, not a curated record. Gene Ontology annotation, cellular component: nucleus. The transcript has 14 exons. Gene Ontology annotation, biological process: regulation of RNA splicing; mRNA processing.